GAAGUCUUAUGAAAGCUGAUGUGGCUGCAACAUACAUUAAUCAACAGCACAUCUGUCACAACACCAACAGCAACUGUCAUCUUUAAGACUAUUGAAGAAAAGGCUGAGCAUGGAGAGAGAACCACAGAAGAUAAGAGAAGGAUAUCUUGUCAAAAAGGUAAAUUAGGUUAAAGAAUCCAUGAUCGUCACCAUUUAAUUUAAGAAUUUCCCAGAAAUACUUUUUGUCAGGAUAAACAGAAUUAACACCAGAAUAGACACUGUAAGCUCUGCACGCCGGGUUAGAUAUAUUGUUUGUGUAGCUGAUCGCUUAUCUGGAUGUAUUUUAUUGUUUUCUUGUUGUCAUUGAUUGUUUUUAGAUUAUUUUUUUCAUUCAGCCAUUAUUGAAUUACUAAUCAAUAGAACUAUUCACUUCUUGACAUGGAUUCGGUCAAAUAACUCUUCUCUAAAUAAAUGACUUUCUGUGGUUUCUAAAACGAAAGGGAAGUUUUCUUGGUCAGAGUCGCAUAAAACGACAAGUUUAGUACUACUUUUAUAAAAGUUCAGUUAAGAUAUUUGAAUAAUUAACUAAAGUAACUAGGAUUAACCAACUUCUGGAACAUAGCAGCUACCAGAUGAUUCUGCUACUUAAUGUUCUACAAAUGAUGAAUCCCUGCAUGAAAGCCCCUUGUUGUAUAUUUACUUACAGACCAUUCUGCUCUGUAUUAACAUCUCUAAUUUUCUUAGAUUACUUAAAUUACUUAAUUAAUUCACAGUCUUACUGACUCCUUAAUUGCUCGGAACUGAAACUGUGUCUUCUUAGUAGUCCUCCCAAAUUGUCUCACCAUCUUCUUCAAUUACACCACUGCUGACUUUCACAUACACAUACACGUUAUUGCCAUUAGACUGUAAGCCUAUUGGUGUUCUUCAUCAUUUUAUCUAAAAGCACUACAGACACAGUUCCCAACCCAGUUCUCGAAGCACACAAACAGCACAAUGUAAUGUAUGAAUUAUUAGGGUCACUGAUUGAAGCUGACACCAUAAUAUUUAAAACGAAAUUUAAUAGUAUCUUAACAUCUUAGUUGGCUUGUUUUCCUAUAGGGACGAGUAAGAAUUAUUUUACCUUUUUUAGAAUUUGUUUUUAAUUGAAUUGUUAACAUUUAUUGGGUUUAUUUAAAAAAAAAAAACCUCUAGUUAUGUCUGUUGAUUUUUGUUUGGCUUGAUUCUCUUCAGUUCGGCUUAUAAGUGUUUGUUCGCCCACCCAUUGUACAAUGCUGCGGUGUUUGUUGGCGCUAUAUAAAUAGUAAUAAUAAUAAUAAAACAUCUACAAUCUUCAAAUCAUUCACUGAACUAAACGGGUUCCUGCUACUUCCAAAUGAACCUUAUGGCAGCAGUGAGACAUAUUGGUACUGAAUAGUAAUAAACAUAUUGGUACUGAAUAGUAAUAAAAUAGCAACACAAAGUCCCAGCAAUAAGGGAAAAAGAACACUACUAAGGGCAGUGUACAAUUUGGGGGGAUUUAAAGUUGGGGUUAUUGCAUGGCUUAGAGAUAGGAAAACUGGGACUUGAUGGUGCUCACCAUUAGUGUGCAUCAGGGAAAGGGGUUAUAGAAUGAAGGAGAUUCUCUGGCAUUAGCAAAUUUCACAUAGAGAUUUGGCUGAUUUGAACAGCUUAUUGAAUGUAGCCAAGCAAAAGAGCAAACAUGGCUGCAAAAUUUCAAUUUGCCCUUUGUAAAUAGCCAGCACUUUAAAACAGUUGAAGGUGGACAACAAAAUAUUUGGCAGCUGUUUGGAUUCAGAGAAUUGUUCACUAGUGAGCAGGGCCGGCGCUACCUGUUAUGCAGACUAGGCAGCCGCCUAGGGCGCACCCUGGGAAGGGGCGCCGCCAGGAGCGCCGGCCCUCCUCAUGCUGCAGCCGCCCGAGCGCUCUGUAGAGAGCCUCAGGCGGCUGCAGCUUUGCCCUGGCUGGUGUGUCCAUGAGGGCAAACUGCCCGUGCACAGCACGAGGAGAGGGGCUGACAGGAGGGAAGUGCUCAGCGCUCUGCGCUCCCUCCUGUCACUUCCUCACUGUAGCGUGGCCGAGCUCUGUAUGGUCCGCGGGUACAGGGAGCAUCUGUCUCCUGUACCCAGCCAGACUAAGACUGAGUGUGCACUUCCUUUUAGUCCGGCCAGGUACAGGAAACAAAAGCUCACUGUACCCGCGGACCAUACAGAGCUCGGCCAGGCUACAAUGGAGGUAGGGGAGGGGGGAGAAAUAAGUUGACAGGGAGGGGAGGGGGGAGAAAGGGAGAAAGAAAUUGGAAGUUGACAGGGGGGAGAAAGAAAUUGACGGGGGGGCAGAAAGAAAUUGACAGGGGGCAGAAAGAAAUUGACAGGGGGGGGGGGAUAAAGAAAUUGACAGGGGAGAGUGACAGGGGAGGCAGGGGGAAUGAGAGUGGGAAGGGGGAAGGGAGAAGAGAGUGACAAGGGGGGAGAAGAGAGUGACAAGGGGGGAAAAGAGAGUGACAAGGGAGGGGGGGAGAGAUUGACAUCCAUCACACACACAAUCACACACAAUGCACCCCUUACACACAAAGACAAUGCACACCAUGCACACAGAAAAACACACAAUGCAUUACACACACAGACACACACACACAACCCUUACACACAAUGCAUCCCUUACACACACAGAAACACACAUUGCAUUCCUUACACACACUCAAUGCACCCCUUACAGACGCACACCCUGCAUCCCGUACAUACACAGAAACACACCUUGCAGCCCUUACACAUACAAACACAGAUUCACAAAGUGGAUUCCUUACACACAUAUCAGGACAUCCCCUACACACUCCACCCCCUGUGAACAAACUCAAUGGUGGAACAUGAAGGUGGACCCUUGGGCCCAGACCUUGAGCUGUGUAAAGGGCCCCAAAAAAAUGGAGCUGCUUCCCGUUCUCCCAGAACAUUGAUUUUUGUGACCUUAGUUACAAACAGCCUCCAGAGAUCCUGUUCUACACCAGACCAGUGGAGCCAGACUGCAGCCCAUCAUCAUCCUCAUCUGGUUGUAAGUAGGUAAUCUAGUAUAUUAUUAGUGACACUAAUCUCUAAUUUACCUCACAUUAAAGAAACACUAUAGUCCCCAGAACCACUGCAGCUUAAUGUAGUGGUUCUGGUGUACAUAGCCUGUCCCUGCAGGCCUUUUAAUGUAAACACGGCGGCACUGCAGCACUGGCGUUAGUUAACAUGGCAGAUCAUAUGGGUGGGGCAUUGUGAUGUCACAUGGGGGGGGGGCAAACUUUACUUUUGCCUAGGUCGGCAAAAAUCCUUGCACCGGCCCUGCUAGUGAGUCAUUUUUAGACUUGGAGAUUGAUUUCAUUCCAAACUGUAACUCAUCCAAAUUUGGGCCGUUCAGGUGAUCUUUCGAAUUCCCAAAACUCCAAGCCAAUAUGUAGCUGAAUCACAAACCAACUGAAAUGCACAAUGGCCAAGCAUGUCCAUAUUGAUUUGUGAUUCUGAAUUCCACCCAUGAGGCCAUAAAAAUGAGUUGAUUGGUGGGAAAGGAAUGAUGGAUGGCUAGGGCACUGUCACUAAAUGUUGAUUUUUAUAUCCAGUGAGAAGUGACCAAUAGAGGGGGGGAAAGGAGGAGCCAUACAAUAAAUCUAUAUUUAUAUAGUAUGUAUUUAAUAAAUAUAUAAAAUAUAAAUAUAUUUAAAAAAAUGUACCGCACCUCUUCUUUUUCCCUCUAUUGAUUACUUUUUUUUCUCCCUUGAUUUGUAAACCAAAUGGUUGGAAAAAGUGCGUAUAAGUGUACUGGAAAAUAUAUUCAUAAUAUAAAUAUGAUGUAUGUAGUUCGCAGUACACUGAUUGGCCCGUUUUCCAUACUCUUAGCUCUUCUGAUUCAUUUCUCCAAACAGUUUUUGCGUUAGCAAAAUCUUCCUCAGCUGAACUGAUAUAUGUCCAAAAUUUGACUGUCCAUGAAAAACUAUUUUCAGAAAAAUAUUUCAUCCGAAACAAUUAACCAUAACCACUACAUUACUUAGCGCACUGGCUGAGAGCGAUUAGCUGACACACUCAGCCAAUGAGCAGGCCAGGUAAGAAGUUAACCAUUACCAAAUGGUUUGACUACUUACACUGUUGGGGCGCCAGGCCAGUCCCGACACCAUAACCACUACAAUACACUGUAGUAGAUAUGGCGCUUCGAGACUUCCUUUAACACAGUCUUUGAUGCAUUGGUUUUUUUUUAUAUCCCAAAAUAGUAAAGUAUUUUGUAAAGUGUUUUGUAACUUAAAAAAACACCAACAAGCAUUCCUUUAAUCACGAUAGUUUAGAGGAAUCACUGUGCAAUGCAUGUAUCCACCCACCCAAGCAAAAACAAGGAAGGGAGAGGACAGAAAGAACAGCAUGAAAUUUCAUUAUUAAGCGAACAAAAGGGUGUUUAACCUUAAAUAAAUAAUGCAACCGCAGUUACAAAAAGGGGAAGUGAAGUCCAGCAACAGUCCACUCUACAGGAGCAUGUUUCUUGGCUUGUUGCUGAGCUAAACAUAAAAAAUAAAUGAAGUUAUGCUUUAUAAUCUAGACUCCCACACAUGUCGUUUUUCCCCAGUUACAUAGGUAGAACCACAAUGAAAUUCUAAAAAUAUACUGGAAGUGGCAGGAAAUACUUACUGACUCGUCAUUGUUACCCAAUCGUUGAUUUUCUGAUAUGUGUACAUUGAAUGCCAAUCAGCAUGAGCUGCCCAAGUAGAAAGUCCAUAAAUGGUAAUACGUGUGAACACUCACUCUUUCAUGUUACAUUUGCCACAUGCAGGCACUUUAUUAAUAUAAUAAUAAAGUACAACAAGUAGCUCCCAGUGCUACAGAACAUGUAUAUGAUCCAGAAUUUGUGUAAUGAUAUGCUGGGCCAGUCUAGUACAGUAUUAUUUGUGGACUUCUUUUUGCCCCAAUCAUGUUUUUAUUCAAGAUAGUAUUCCAGGAUAUAACAUUUCAUAAGAAUAAUAUGUUCCAAUAUGUUAAAGAUUACAGUAAGUUAAGUAAUAUAUCAAGGCACAUUAUCUUAUUAAUAUGUAUAUCUUAGGGACAUAGCAAAUUAUUUAUUUUAUUUUCAUAUAUGUCAGAAGAAAUCGUAUUUUUGUGGAAUUCUAACUCAGAAAAGAUAAUAAAAUGCUCGCGGGCUACAUCCAGUCCAUAGACAACCAAACGGAUAUUCCUUGGGUAACACAUCUGAUACAGAGACAUUGACUGCAGCAGAAGAGCCACUUGGCCCAUUACAUCUCUCCACAUAAACAUACCCUCCAUCUCCGAGAUCCAGAGAAUCGGGAUGCCGUUUAGAUGGGGAAAAGGAGGCGAGGCAGUGACGUGAUCGUGUCACUGGCUCUGCCCCAUUGGGAGCCAACCUGCUUGGAAAGUGCACGGGUCCGCCCAGAUUAUUGGUAGGUCAGCCUGGCAUGAAUGCACACCAGGCUACCUGCCAAUGAAGGGGUCCAGCCCACGGAGCACAUGCCAUGCAGAUAGUACUGUUUCAGUGUCCUAGUGCCCUGUACAUAGCUUUCAUGCUAUUCUUUUUGAGGGACAGCUCCCUGGUGUCUACAAAAGUUGGGCAGGAACCUGAAAAUAGGGACUGUUCUGCCAAAAUCAGGAUGGCUGGAAGGCCUGCUUAAAUCUUUCAUGCCAUCUAAUUGAUGACUUUACCACUGAUUACAUUCAUAAAGUCAAACAAAUUAGUAAUAUUUCAGAAAAAAAAUGAUGCAUUCAAACUUUGAUGGUCUCUUCAUUCUUUAACCUCGGUCAGGCGCAACAGGCACAGCCAAUGUUUGUUGUUUUGUCCUACCAAGUGUAAACAUACAUUAUGUAUGGAAUAUGCUACGUUUUAUUGUAAUAAAUGCUCAGAAAUUGCUUUCGCCAACGUUGUAGAGCAAAUGGAAUAAUAAACAUGUUUUUAUUUGAGUAAAAAGUUUGUUUUGUAAAAGUGGCCUACUACGCACAAUGCGCCCGAUCCUGUUCUUACUCACAUUGCGCCUGACCGAGGGUUAAACAAAAAGGAAGACCAUGAAAGGUGCCUACCUGCUUUAAAAAACUAUCUCAUGUACAGUGGAAGAUACAUCUGUUGGAAAAAAAAGGCUUACACCUCUUUUUUUAUACAUUGGGAGAGACAUAUUUGUGAACUGAAAAAAAAAGAACCAAAAUGUUAGAGGAAAAUAAAAUUAUGGCCGAGGUGCAGUAAGGAAUAUUUUUGGAGCAAAUAGGGAAAUAAAUACGCUCAAAUGUGAAAAACAGCCUAGACUUUUUAUACAGGUAUAUAUUGUUAUUCAAUGAUUUUCACUGUUUUAUUUAAUGGUGUAAAUGCAAAAGAAGUGACAGUUCCCCAUAAAAUACGCUAUUAUUAUUUUCAAUCUAUUCUCUAAAAAUAGAACCACGAUUGUCGCAACAAAAGGAAAAUAUGUCGGCUAUCUCUGGGUUCUGUUUCCUCUUUUCUAUGAAUGUUUUAGGAAACAAUGUAUCAAGCCUUAAAAUACCCAUUUUUGUGUGAAUACAUGAAAUUAAAUGGUAAUAAAAACAAUAUGGUGUGAUCGUCUCACUCCACCACCAUGGGCUUUCGUUUUUAUGGUUCACUUCAGCAACAUUCUUCUUGUAGUGUUUGUAUAUAUUUUACAUGAUUUUCCCAUUAUUUCAACAAGUCAACCAAUAUUUACCUUAACCCCUUCAUUACUUUAAUACAUUAUGCUACACAUCAACCCCUACAUUACUCUAACAAACUACGCUACACAUUAACCCCUACAUUACUCUAACAAACUACGCUACACAUCAGCCCCUACAUUACUCUAACAAACUACGCUACACAUCAGCCCCUACAUUACUCUAACAAACUACGCUACACAUCAGCCCCUACAUUACUCUAACAAACUACGCUACACAUCAACCCCUACAUUACUCUAACAAACUAAGCUACACAUUAACCCCUACAUUACUCUAACAAACUACGCUACACAUUAACCCCUACAUUACUCUAACAAACUAAGCUACACAUUAACCCCUACAUUACUCUAACACACUAUGCUACACAUCAACCCCUACAUUACUCUAACAAACUAAGCUACACAUUAACCCCUACAUUACUCUAACAAACUAAGCUACACAUUAACCCCUACAUUACUCUAACAAACUAAGCUACACAUUAACCCCUACAUUACUCUAACAAACUACGCUACACAUUAACCCCUACAUUACUCUAACACACUAUGCUACACAUUAACCCCUACAUUACUCUAACAAACUAUGCUACACAUUAACCCCUUCAUUACUUUAACACACCAUGCUACACAUUAACCCCUACAUUUCUCUAACAAACUACGCUACACAUUAACCCCUACAUUACUCUAACAAACUAUGCUACACAUUAACCCCUACAUUACUCUAACAAACUAAGCUACACAUUAACCCCUACAUUACUUUAACACACUAUGCUACACAUUAACCUCUACAUUACUCUAACAAACAACGCUACACAUUAACCCCUACAUUACUCUAACAAACUAAGCUACACAUUAACCCCUACAUUACUCUAACAAACUACGCUACACAUUAACCCCUACAUUACUCUAACAAACUACGCUACACAUUAACCCCUACAUUACUUUAACACACUAUGCUACACAUUAACCCCUGCAUUACUUUAAUACACUAUGCUACAAAUUAACCCCUACAUUACUUUAACACACUAUGCUACACAUUAACCCCUACAUUACUUUAACACACUAUGCUACAAAUUAACCUCUACAUUACUUUUUUUUUUCUUCAUUCUUUAUUUUGUUUGUGCAUUUGCUUAAUACGAGCGCUUGAGUAGCCACAACUGCUCUCUCAGGCUUUCAAAGUGACAUAAAUAGACAUUUGGCAUUGGAAGACAGUGCACUUUUUUUUUUUUAAAUUAAGUUUAUAUGUUAUAACAUUCUGGCUAGUUCUCUCGCUGUAUCGCCAUAUUCUCGGUUUAAUAAAAAGAGAAAAAAAAGAGAGUAGGAAUGUGUAGUUUGAUACACUCUGUACGUCUAGAUCGGGGCUUGGGUGAUGAGCAACUUACACUUGCGUCUUGCUGGUGGUUUUCAGUGGUGGCAAUGGCGAAAGGGAAAUAUACCACGCGUCUUGCCAUUGUGGUGCUGUCUAGGGUAUGGUGUUUUGUGUGGUCUUAGCUAUCUCUGUCCCUAGAUUGCCCUAUGUGCCUCGUAGGUGCUUGUGCAGUGUGCGUGUGGUCUGUGACCCCUUACCUAAGUGGGCGAUGUGAAUAUGCUGGUGGCCCUGGGCUUGGCACUCUCAUGGUUGUGACUAUUGUGUGUGUGGUAUGAUGCCCGUUGGUUGUUGUGUCGAUUUGUGGGUCAUUGCCAAUAAGGUGGCCCUUUAAAUAAGGGAGAGGUCAUAUGAAUGUGUGCCUUGCAUAGUUCCUGAUUGUUUUGUUGAGCCAGUUGAAGAAAAGUAAACUAUUAAAGCAGUACAAUAAACAUUAACAUUGGUAACUUUUUGCCUGUAGGCUGAGUAGCAGUCAUUGGUGUCAGGUGGCUGCUAUUGGGGCUCCUCUCCUUCUUGGUACAUGCUCCCAUGUGUGGGAGCUGGUGGGCUCAUCAGUUGGGUCAAGUCCUGGUGGGAGCCCCAGCGCCCCGAGGAAGGAGUCCGCCGCCUCCUGAGUGGAGGUAAGGUGCAGAGUAGUGCCGUUGUGGUCCACUGACAGGGUUUUGGGUACUGUCCAGCGGUAGGUCACCUUGGUUUCUUGGAGGCGAUGAGUCACUGGGCGCAGGUUUCUUCUCCACUGGAGUGUGGAUCUUAUCAGGUCCUGAUAGAAGGUAAGACUCGCGGAUUCGAAGUCCAGUGGCGUUUUGCCUUUCAGAGGUGCGAAGAUGGCAUUUCGUAUUUUGUAUGUGGCAAUAUGGUGGCGACCAGGCGUCUGAGAUAAUGUGGCAGUUCUGACUGGCUUAUUUCGUUUGGGAUUCCCCCUAUUUUCAUGUUGCUUUUACAGCUUCUCUCUUCUGCUACAUCCAGCUUGUUGAGCAGGAUUGAGUGAGAGGACUUUAGUUGGGACACCGUUUCUUUAAGGCCUCUCAGUUCGUGUUGGACGUCUAUAAUAUCCUCCUCCUGAGGUUUUCACGUGGUCUGUGACCGCUUGGACCUCCAUUUUCAGUAUGGCCAUGUCUGCCGCGGACAUUUGUUUUAGCUCUAUUAGGAGGUUUUUGAUGUCCAGUUUAGUGGCUAGUGUCAGCACAUCAGGGUCAGCCUGUGUGUUUUGGGGUAGCAGUUGGUCUAGGGUAUACCCCAUGGUGUGCUCCGAGCAUGUGGAGCUGGUGUCUGGGUCAGGUGUGGCCGCCAUAUUUGUGACCGCGGGGCGCUGGAGCAUGGUGCUGAUAUCGCGGGUAUCUUUGCACGCACCUGUUGCUAUCCGCUGGGAUUUUCGUCCCAUUUUUGCCAAGUCUGUGUUCAUGUUCUCCGAUGGUGGUGUAGCUGCGGAGAAUACCACGUUGUGGAGCGCCGUUUUGAAGGCUCUGUAGUCUGGGUAGGCCUUGAUUUUGCGGUGUCCUUUCCGACCCGAUUGCUGGUAUAAGAAGGGUAUCGGUCGGUUGUCGGCUUGGUCACUUUGCUCUGCCCGUUGGUCUUUGGUGUUGUGUGGGCUUCUUUGGCUGGAUUUCCCCCGUUUUUGUCAGAGCUCUCUGUGCUUGCGACCGCUCGGUUCAGUGGCUAAGCUCCGCCCCCACCCCUACAUUACUUUAACACACUAUGCUACACAUUAACCCCUACAUUACCCUAACACACUACACUACCCACUAACCCCUACAUUACUCUCACACUACGCUACACAUUAACCUCUACAUUACUCUAACACACUAUGCUACACAUUAACCACUACACUAUUUUAACACACUAUGCUACACAUUAACCCCUACAUUACCCUAACACUACGCUAUCCAUUAACCUCUACAUUACCCUAACACACUACGCUAUCCAUUAAAGGGACUCUCCAGGCAAACAAAUUUACUCACCUGGUUCCAGCGCCAGGAACCUCGUUAAGCUGCGCCCCCUAUUUCGUCAAAAUGCCGAAAUAGGCGGGCGCGAGCAGGGAGCAAUCAGACGCUUCCAUUUGGAAGCGUCAUUGCUCCCUUGUGCGCAUUCAUGAACCCCUACAUUACUCUAACACACUAUGCUACACAUUAUCCCCAACAUUACUCUAACACAUUAUGCUACACAUUAACCCCUACAUUACUCUUACACACUACGCUACACAUUAACCCGUACAUUACUCUAACACACUACGCUACAUAUUAACCCCUACACUAUUUUAACACAUUACACUACACAUUAACCCCUACAUUUCUCUAACAAACUACGCUACACAUUAACCCCUACAUUACUCUAACAAACUACGCUACACAUUAACCCCUUCAUUACUUUAACACACUAUGCUACAAAUUAACCCCUACAUUACUUUAACACACUAUGCUACACAUUAACCUCUACAUUACUCUAACACACUACACAUUAACCCCUACACUGUACUAAGACUACACUACAGAUUAACUCCUACAUUAGCAAAAACACUGCACUUCACUACACAUUAAUCCCUACAUAACUCCAACACACUACACUACGGAUUAACCCCUAUAUUUCACUAACAUACAAUACUACAUAUUAACCCCUAUGUUACUUUAGCACACUACACUACAACAUUACUCUAAUACACUACAUAACAAUGAUCAUUAUCCACUACACUAAAAGUUAACCCCUGCACUGCAUUAACUAUACCCUAAAAACUACAUAAAAGAUACAUAACUGUAAAGUGUGUUUAUGGGAAAAUAAUGGCAUCUAUAAACCACCAACUUUUUGUCUUAUUAUGUUUCCAGAACCCCUUGAUGGGUUUAUUUUCCCCUUAAACAUGGUUUACAUUAUCUAUCCUAUAUUCUUAUCCUUCUGUCUCUUUAUGGGGGGACAUAGAGGAUUGCAAUCAUAACCUCCGGGUCUUUAACUGUUUCUGUGCCAACCUCCAGACAACAAAUACUCAGUAUGAAUCAGAGCACUACAUACUCUGACGCGGAAUGUUAGAGUUUAUACCCAUUGCAUUAUUUUUUUAUAUUUGGAAUCAUUUAAGUAACAACUUGUAAAUAGGAAGUCUAAGGGUUCAUCGGUGUCUGCACUCUCUUUAUUAGGAAGUUCCUCAGGAGUGCUUGUGUAACUGCAGAGAUUUCAUUAUUUUUCAUUACAUACUUGUACAGUAAUUGUGAAUAAACGUUUGCAGAGAAGAGUAUUGCUUAAUGUGAUGAAGGCUGUGUUACAGCCACCAGCAGUGACUGAGCUACAGGGUGCGUGAUCCAAUGCUCAUAUAAUUAGCCUUAAAGGGACACUCUAAGCAGCAUAAAUACUGUAGCUUAAUAAAGUGGUUUUGGUGUAUAUAGUUCAUGCCCCGGCUGUCUAACUGUUAAAAUCUCUCCUCUGUAGAAGUUAAAUCACUUUCAGGGUUAUUUUCUAAAGUGAGAAUUCAAAAUGAAUUUCAAAUUUAAGGCAAAAGUAACCUAAAUUAAAAAACUCCCCAAGUCAGCUAUAUUUCAGCUCCCUGGCCUAAGAUUUGAAAUUAACUUUCAGUUAUGAUUUAAGUAAAUUAUCGUGUUUGACUUCACUUUAAAUUCUCCCUUUAGUGGAUACGUCCAUUUAUGCAGCCCUAGCCGCAGCUCCCCUGGUAGUGACACACACAGCAUCCCUAUAUACUUCCUGAAAAUCGGUCUCUUUUUUUUUUAAAACUUAUUGCAACAUGUGUUUUAAUUUAGAAUAUCAUAUUUCCUGCUGUGUUAGUUGCCUGUCAGUUAGUGUCUGCAGAGGUAUUUACAUCUGUGCAUUAAAACUGUUCCAUUAAGCUAAAGUGGUUUUGGUGCUUAGAGUAUACUUGUAAUGGAAUCCAGAUUUCUUUUCUGGAACUGCAUUUGACGUGCUUCAACUAGGCAAAGGAGUUUAAAGGGCCACCGUCCGCCUGAGCACAAUAGAUUAUAGUAAUGAAAAAAAAAUAUCUCUAGAUUUCUUUUUAUUUUAACUUACAUUUUCUGCCGGGUCAUACAGAUCUCUGCAUUGCCACUCUGGUGAAGAAAUUGGCAAGUGAGCAUGCACUCAUACGGAGUGUGCAUGAGCCUGAACGUGCAUUACACGAGGACUAAAUCCAUAUGGUGAUAGUAAAAAAAAUAAUGCAAAACAUCGGAAUACUGUAUAUGCACUAAGCACCGUAUAUUGCAAGAUUCAGGUUGUGACAAUCGUUGAGUUGGAGACUUUUUCCAUAUCAACUAUUUUGGAUAAUUUGUUGUUAAUAGUAUAAACACCUGUGGGUCCACCUAAAUAUAUAAAUUACUCUGUAACUUACAGGAAUCUGAGGACAAAAUAGCAGCUUUCCGUUUGGUUUCACACCUUAAACCUUUAUUUUAACUGCUUCAGUGUGACGUGUGCACAGUUUCGAAGUUCCACGCAAAAAUAUGUAUUUGGUAAAAAUAAGUGUUAAAAAAAAAGUGGCUGAACACACGUUACAGGUUUAGUUAUAUGUACGUGUAGAUUACAAGUAUUCAGCAUUUUCAAAUGCAGAUGAAACGAUAUUGCACUUUGUACAGCUGAAAUGAAAUUUGAGAAAUGGUUAUUCAAAAACAUGUUUCAGGAAAUAAAAUAUGUUCUUUAUGAAUACAGUAUAAAUGACAAUGAGAGCUACACUUGCACAGUGAAAAAAAAAUGGUUUCUGUUGAACCCCUUUACACAAAGAAGAUGUCCCAAAUGAAAGGGACCUGUAGCGUGUAAAGAGAACUUAUGGCAGGGGGUAACCCUAAAAGUUUCAAAAAUGAGCACAGAAGUGAUCCAAUGGCAUUAAGUCCAGAGGAUACAAUAAAGUUUCCUGGGUUUGCAAACAAAUAUAUUCAUAAGGUUAAAAUCUAAUUUUAUUAAUGAACAUAACCAUCAAAUUAAAAAAAUCACACCACAUCUAAAUCCCAAAGGAGAGCUAAUGAGCUCAGCAAACCUGAUGGGUAGAAAGGGUAGCAGAAUAUAGGAGGCUGCUGAAUGGCAGAUAGUGAAAGGGUUAAAUGGUGAGAACCUAUGUACUAUGACCUUCACUAGCAAGCGCAUAAAAAGUAUGUAUAACUCGCAAAGAAGCUAGUCUAUAAUGCUAGAUGCUGGUGCAUGGGCAGAAUAAACUUCUUGUUACCAGCGUCUAAGAUCUGUCUAGCUGUACACACCUGCUCUGUAGAAAUAUUGAAACAUAAUGUCUCGCUGUUUUUGUUCAAACAGAUCUGGAUAAAGGUAACAAAGAGACAGUGAUUUCCCACCUAAUUAGUCUUUUAGUGUUGCCAAUCAAGGAUCAAACAGCUAAGCAUAUUAACUCAUAGUGUAAAAACUACCUCAUGGGUCUGAAUAAAUAUAGAUGGUAAUAGACUGUACACUAAAUAGCCAUGAAAUUGAGUCCCUUAAUCCCUUAAGGACCACUCUAGGCACCCAGACCACUUCAGCUUAAUGAAGUGGUCUGGGUGCCAGGUCCUUCUAGGGUUAACCCAUUUUUUCAUAAUUAUAGCAGUUUCAGAGAAACUGCUAUAAUUAUGAAUGGGUUAAGCCUUCCCCCUAAUCCUCUAGUGGCUGUCUCAUUGACAGCCACUAGAGGCGCUUGUGCUCACUGUGAUUUUCACAGUGAGAAACGCCUAAAAGCAUUGUAAAUGCUUUCCUAUGCGAGGCUGAAUGCGCGCGCAGCGUGCGCAGCGGGGCCGGAGGCGGAGAGGAGGAGGAGAGCUCUCCGCCCAGCGCUGGAAAAAGGUAAGUUUUACCCCUUUCCCUUCCAGAGCCGGGCGGGAGGUCCCUGAGGGUGGGGGCACCCUCAGGGCACUAUAGUGCCAGGAAAACGAGUAUGUUUUCCUGGCACUAUAGUGGUCCUUUAAGGACCAAACUUCUGGAAUAAAAGGGAAUCAUGACAUGUCACACAUGUCAUGUGUCCUUAAAGGGUUAAAGGAACACCAUAGUCACCUAAAUUACUUUAGCCAAAUAAAGCAGUUUUAGUGUAUAGAUCAUUCCCCUGCAAUUUCACUGCUCAAUUCACUGUCAUUUAGGAGUUAAAUCACUUUGUUUCUGUUUAUGCAGCCCUAGCCACACCUCCCCAGGCUAUGACUGACAGAGCCUGCAUGAAAAAAAAAAAACUGGUUUCACUUUCAAACAGAUGUAAUUUACCUUAAAGAAUUGUAUCUCAAUCUCUAAAUUGAACUUUAAUCACAUACAGGAGGCUCUUGCAGGGUCUAGCAAGCUAUUAACAUAGCAGGGGAUAAGAAUCUUAAAAUCUUAAUUAAACAGAACUUAAAAUAGGGCUCUCUUUACAGGAAGUGUUUAUGGAAGGCUGUGCAAGUCACAUGCAGGGAGGUGUGACUAGGGUUCAUAAACAAAGGGAUUUAACUCCUAAAUGGCAGAGGAUUGAGCAGUGAGGCUGCAGGGGCAUGUUCUAUAUACCAAAACUGCUUCAUUAAGCUAAAGUUGUUCAGGUGACUAUAGUGUCCCUUUAAUAAUUUCCUUCCUGCUCAAAAUGCCCUAGAUAACUCCCAUCAUAGAGAGUAGCCCCUAAUAGUAUGCUAAAUAAAUCCUCUAAACAUAACCAAAGAGUGCCAAACUAAAAAGUUUAAAUGAGCAUUAGUGGACACCUACGGGAAAGAAAGAACUUGUAAUUUUGUAAAUGUAGCAAUAAUUCUGUAUUCCUUUUUCCACAGGCAAUUUUUAAUAAAUGGAAGCCUAUGUGGGUAACACUACUUGAAGAUGGGAUCGAAUUUUACAAGAAGAAAAGUGAUAAUAGUCCCAAAGGAAUGAUCCCUUUGAAGGGGAGCACUAUAACUAAUCACUGCCAGGAUUUUAGCAAAAGAAUGGUAAGCAUUUUUUGACUUAAUAGCGGAGUGCAGUGCUAUGGCAAAUAAUACCAGGCAAUACUACUUAGCGUUUACUAAAAAGCGCAGUAAUGACUAUGCUUGGCACCCUAUACAUAUUUGUGGACUACUUUUAUAGUAAUACCACGGUCAAGAUGUUCCUGGGCAUCAUGGGUAUUGCAAUUCAGUUUUGAGUUCACUACAAUCUACGACUACAAGGUCACUAUUAGUACACCAUAAUCACUUCAAUAAGAUAAAGUGGUACUGGUACUAGAAUUCACCUUUAAUGUUAAGUGACAGCCACAUUGUGGCUGCAAAAUGUUUUGUUUUUUUGCCUGCCUUUGAAAUAAACAUCAGCUGCUAAAUGUUAUACAGCACAUUGUUUCCAUUGUAAAUGAAGAAUAGAACCACUGUGUUGGAUGCUGUUGCUAUAUGACUUCACAUUACAGUAAAGAUAAAAAUACUCGUUUGUGAAUUAGAGAUAUAAGAGAUUUAUAUAAUAUAGAUUGAAAUUCAAAUUUUCUUUACCUAUUUCUCCAUUCAAAGUCAAAGUAAAUUUAAAAAUCAAGCAUAAGGAGUUUAAUAAAAAGUAUACAUUAAAUACAAAUUACACAGGUGAAGGGCACAUGUGCUAUUUAUAAUGUCAUGGCGGAGUUACUAUGGCAGUGAAUUCAUAAGCACUCAUUUCUCUUGAUAAAUACUAUUCACAAAAUGGUACACAUAAAAAGUUCUGACAAAUCAGUAGAAUUGAAUGUGAGUAACAUACAGAUGUUAGAUUCAAGAGAGGACCAUGUAAACCUGGUAUAUACAUGGUCUUCAUAAGCUCUUUUCAGCUGUUGAAGAUGUCUGCUCUUCAUUUUUUUACCACAAGCAUGGAAGCAAGUCCUAAGACAGCUGUGGGUAAUUUGGUGCCAUUGGGCAUCUGGUUUCUGAAUACAGUUAUCACCUAUUAAUACUUGUUCUACAAAUGAACUAAUUGAAUUUACCUAGUUGUCUACUUCCUUCUUACUCCAGAGAGAACGCGGUCAAGCCAGUUCUCCAGCUGCCAAUCAGAAGUGCCAUACGUGAUGGGACUCAGAUAAAUGUUGAGUUCCACAUCCCAUAACUGUUUCUCAUUAUUAAAACCAAAACACGAUCUAUAGCUUCCCAUUAGCAGUUCUGAAAAUACUUCACUUCACCACUGCAGAAGGCUCUGAGUUUCUGAAAAAAAUAUCUGCUUAUUAUUCUAUGAAUCAAGUAUACUGUAUUUGGCUCAAUGCUAAUCAACGUGCAAUGCCACGUACGUAACUUGGGGUUGGGUUAGCUGUGCACACAGCCCACCAGUGAUGCUCUAUUUAUGGUAAUACACAAUUAUGCAAAUUGCAUAGCAGUAAAGGCAGGGCAGUCAGAAACAUUAGAGGGACACUAUCACUAUAGUCACCCAGACCACUUCAGCUCAAUGAAGUGGUCUGGGUGCCAGGUCCCUCAGGUUUUAACCCUUCAGAUGCAAACAUAGCAGUUUCAGAAAAACUGCUAUGUUUACAUUUGAGGUUAAGCCAGCUUCUAGUGGCUGUCUUCCGGACAGCCACUAGAGGCGCAUCUGCGAUGCUGGAGGCUAAUUUCGCCUCCAUCACACAGAGCGUCCAUAGGAAAGCAUUGAGAAACUUUCCGCGCAUGCACAUUCCGUUCCAGUGACGUUGGAUGUGGGAGCUGACGUGUGACAGGGAGGAAAGGUCGCCAGCGCUGAGGGAGCCUGGCGCUGGGUUAAGGUAAGUGGCUGAAGGGGUUUUAACCCCUUCAGCGCCACAGGAGGGGGUCCCUUAGAAUGGGGGCACCCACAGUGCACUAUAGUGUCAGGAAAACCGCUUUGUUUUCCUGACACUAUAGUGACCCUUUAAUUCCAGAAUAGCACUUCUACAAUGUAUUUGUUGUAUUUGUUGACCAUUUUGUUAUCACAAAUUAGAAAUUAAAUUCCAUCAUAUAAAGUUCCGUAUAAAGUUACAUCACAUAAUUUUAAGUCAAGUGCAUUUCAACUCAACACAACACAAUCCAUUAACAUGUUCUCAAAUUUAGAAUGUUAUAUCAUUGUAUUGAUAGAAUGAAUUUGAGUAGAAUUGUUCAUGAGAACAAGUCGUGCUUCUUCCAAUAUUAAUUACAUAGAAAAGUAUAAAUUUUGCAACAUUUUGUGCUCCAUUUAGUAUGUGUUCAAGAUCACCACAACUAAGGAGCAGGAUCACUACUUCCAAGCGUCCCACCAAGAAGAACGAGAUGCUUGGGUAAAAGAUUUGAAAAAGGCAGUUAAAUGUAUCGAAGACGGUCAAAGGUUUGCGCGGAAAUCUACAAGAAGGUCCAUUCGAUUACCUGACACUAUUAAUUUGAGGUUAGUGUUAUAUAAACAUGAAACAGGACCAUAACAGGCCGUAAAACCUCAGGACUUUCUUUGCAAAGUUGUGAAUUGUAGAAAAUAUAGCAAGGGAAUUGCAAAUAUUAGCUAUGGGUAGUUAUCAAAUUUAAAUAGCGCAGUAAGACAGUGUUAUAAAUUACAAAAAAACGAAUGGUUCUUUUUAUUAUUUAUCCUCCACAAUUUUUUUGUAGGUAUAGCCAUUUUUAUUGUGUCAUUCUAUGGGUAUUAUACGCAUCCAAAACAAAGAAAACAUGAAAAAUGAAUCGAGCAAUACUAAUCUAUUACAGAGCAGAUAAUAUAUAUAUAUAUAUAUAUAUAUAUAUAUAUAAUAAAGAGAAGAUAAAGGGAGCACACUAGGUCUUCAAUUCAGUGAAAUAAAGUUAUUUAAUGUAUUAUCAAAAAUACAUGGGCUGUGAGCAAAAAAAUCAACGUUUCGACUCUCCUGGGGUCUUUAUCAAGAACAUUAGAGGCCUGGAACUUUUAGUUUUCAAUAGUGACAUUUGCCAUAAACAAAGCAAGUGACACUUUGGUUUUACAGGGCAGUCAUUACUAACUUUGGCAGUACAAAUGAUGUUUGACAGAUUAUUACAUGACACUUAGCCAGCCUUUAGUUUAUUCAUCAAUAACACAUUAUUAUUAGAGUUUAUAUAGCUCCAAUAUAGUACAUGUUGCUCUAAGAGGAUAUUUAGAGGUAUGCUUGAACUUUGUAAAGCAAAACAUCAACAAGCUGAAAAUCUAUAAGAAUUUGAGGUUGGUCUCUUGACAAAGACUAUUACUGAUGAGUUGGUUUUACUUCGUUUCAAACCUGGGUUUCUCAGUGUUAAGGCAAAAACAUCACCACUGUGACUAUUUGAAAGUAUGUAAAAGUCAUGAAUGAUUGCAUACCCCAUGAAAAUCAAUGGACUAUUUUUUUUUUUUAAUUUCAGUGAGUUGUAUAUCUCCAUGAAAGACCCAGAUCGUGGAAUCAGAGUAUUAAAAUUGGAAAAGGACAAAAAAGUGUUCAAUCAGUGCUUUACAGGUAAAAACAAACUCAAGGAAUGUUAUUGGUGAUGAUAGUUUCUCAGCCCCCCCUCUUUAAUAUACUGUAGAAAUGAAAUGGCCUGUCACAAAACACUUCACUUAUUAAGAAAAAAAAGGAUCGCUAACACUGCUUAGAAUUACUUCUCUGAUAAUGUAAAUGAACAUGGGGUGCGUACUAAUGCAGGGAUCAGUCAUCAGAAAAUAAUGACCCCUUGAAAAAGUAAGACAAGCACCAUAGCCACUACAUAGCAAUCAAUAUCAGCCAAUGAGCUAGUCUUGCACUGUUGGGCUUAGCUCAGGUGAGGAACUCCAGCAUUAGUAGUGGAGGCGGGGAGCAGCAGCCGGCAGUCCCCAAGUAAGAAGUAAGUCCAUUUGAAAACACUUUGACUACUUACUUACAAUAGGGGGUGCAUGUGCCUGGCUACAUAACCACUACAGUGACGUGGUUCUUUUAAAUAAUAAUCUGAAGCUAUGCCAGGUUACCUUUUCAAAGUGUGUUUUAAAUGUAUGUAGGUAUAUAUUCAGGCACACAAAUUAUUAUCAUUGAAGUUGGUGUAUUAGACCCAGAGCAAUACAUAUCAAUAGUGAUGUCCCGAACGGUUCGCCAAACGGUUCGCGAAGGUUCGGGACAUCACUACAUAUCAACCCUUCGCAAAAGACACUGGUAGUCUCAGAUGACCAGGAACAUUACAACAAAAUAUAAUUAACUAUACUAUAUAUUACAAGGUGAAUUAUAUUUUGUUCUAAUGUUCUUGGACAUCACAGUAACAGAUCACAGGACAUCAAUAAAUCAGAGAGAAGCUGCUAUGAUUUUUUUUGUACGGGACGAAUGAUACAUUGAAUGAAUGUCUAAUGGUAUGGCCAAUGCCCCCUUUCAGUGAUGGUAUAAAAACUAGAUAAGGUUUCACUUACCAUCUUUCCCAUAAAUGUCUUCAGGAGUCUUGCAACAGGAACCUGCAGUAAUGGACAAUAAAUAAGUACUAUUUUUCUUUGCAUUUAUCAUUAGCAGGAAAUCCAAAAGACGCAUUGUUAGUAAGUUUCAGAAAUUCUCAUAUUAAUUCACAAAGUAGAACUACUUUUGCAGAGUGCCUGACCUCAUUCUAGAACUGCAUGGUUACGUGUUCUUUUAAUGUGCUACGAUGCGUGGGUUUUUGUGUGUCAUGUUAGCAAAAUCAGCUGCACACUAGGGUAUUGCAAAUAUUUGAUCACUCUUACAUUCUUGCUUUCUGCACUAAACAUUUACUCUUUUUAUAUGUGAUAUAAAUAUAUAGAAACGUUAUAUAUAGAAACAUAGAAUGUGAUGGCAGAUAAGAACCAUUCGGCCCAUCUAGUCUGCCCAAUUUUCUAAAUACUUUCAUUAGUCCCUGGCCUUAUCUUAUAGUUAGGAUAGCCUUAUGCCUAUCCCACGCAUGCUUAAACUCCUUUACUGUGUUACCACUUCAGCUGGAAGGCUAUUCCAUGCAUCCACUACCCUCUCAGUAGAGUAAUACUUCCUGAUAUUAUUUUUAAACCUUUGUCCCUCUAAUUUAAGACUAUGUCCUCUUGUUGUGGUAGUUUUUCUUCUUUUAAAUAUAGUCUCCCCUUUACUGUGUUGAUUCCCUUUAUGUAUUUAAAUGUUUCUAUCAUAUCCCCCCUGUCUCGUCUUUCCUCCAAGCUAUACAUGUUAAGAUCCUUUAACCUUUCCUGGUAAGUUUUAUCCCGCAAUCCAUGAACCAGUUUAGUAGCCCUUCUCUGAACCCUCUCUAAGGUAUCAAUAUCCUUCUGAAGAUACGGUCUCCAGUACUGUGUACAAUACUCCAAGUGAGGUCUCACCAGUGUUCUGUACAAUGGCAUGAGCACUUCCCUCUUUCUACUGCUAAUACCUCUCCCUAUACAACCAAGCAUUCUGCUAGCAUUUCCUGCUGCUCUAUUACAUUGUGUGCCUACCUUUAAGUCAUCAGAAAUAAUCACCCCUAAAUCCCUUUCCUCAUAUGUUGAGGUUAGGACUCUAUCAAAUAUUCUGUACUCUGCCCUUGGGUUUUUACGUCCAAGAUGCAUUAUCUUGCACUUAUCCACAUUAAAUGUCAGUUGCCACAAUUCUGACCAUUUUUCUAGUUUACCUAAAUCAUUUGCCAUUUGGCUUAUCCCUCCUGGAACAUCAACCCUGUUACAUAUCUUAGUAUCAUCAGCAAAAGACAUACCUUACCAUCAAGACCUUCUGCAAUAUCACUAAUAAAAAUAUUAAAGAGAAUGGGUCCAAGUACAGAUCCCUGAGGUACCCCACUGGUGACAAGUCCAAGCUUCGAAUAUAUUCCAUUAACUACAACCCUCUGUUGCCUGUCACUCAGCCACUGCCUUACCCAUUCAACAAUAUUGGAAUCCAAACUUAAAGAUUGCAGUUUAUUGAUAAGCCUUCUAUGUGCAACAGUGUCAAAAGCCUUACUGAAAUCUAGGUAAGCAAUGUCUACUGCACCACCCUGAUCUAUAAUUUUAGUUACCCAAUCAAAAAAAUCAAUAAGAUUAGUUUGGCAUGAUCUCCCUGAAGUAAACUCAUGUUGUCUCUGAUCUUGAAAUCCAUGUGUUUUUAGAUGUUCAACAAUACUAUCCUUUAACAUGGUUUCCAUCACUUUCCCCACUACUGAAGUAAGGCUUACUGGCCUAUAGUUGCCCGACUCCUCCCUAUUACCUUUCUUGUAAAUGGGCACAACAUUUGCUAACUAUCAAUUAUCAAAUGUGUUUAAUGCACAUCUGCAUAUUUUUGUUUAGGUACCUGUGUAGCUGACUGGUUAAUAUCAAGCAAAUCGGUCAGGAACCGCCAGGAGGCUCUUAUGCUGUCCACGGCACUACUGAACGAAGGUCAUCUUCACCCAGCGAAUGAUGUCGCCAAGAACGCUGCUGAAGGUUUAGCAGAAACUACAUUAGUUGAUACAUCAGAUGCAUUAUAUUACUUUGUAAGUCUUGCUGAUAAAUUGUUGUUCAUCAUAUUGGCUCCUGCACAUAAUUGAGGCAGCCAGUGUCCUAACCAGAUAUGCACGCUAUGUCUGAAUUGUAAUUGACCUACACAGAUCUGAUGGGAAGAACCCCAUACAGCUUGUAUGAAAGAAGCUUGGAAUGUUCAAGUUCCCUUAUACUUGGCACAUUCCAUAAACCCAUACUCAUCAGGAGUUUAUGAGAUAUUGUUGUCUAUUUUAACAACUGUUUAAUUCAUGAAAUGACAUGAAUGAAACUACUGUACCAAUUGUUAGAAACUGAGAUAAGACACACCCAAUAAGCAUAAUGUCUAUAAUGUUUCCAUUAGUUGAAUAUAUGUUUUUCUAUAAAUGGGCCUGUGCUUGAGCUAUGUCUGUACAUACUCAUUGCACAUACUUCCUUUAGAGGAAUCUUUCAGGGUAAAAAGGUCCCCCCAAAUAUUGACAUUAACUAGAAAUAUUUGUGCAUACAGGGAGGAGGUGAGCUUCAUUCUGUAAUAUAUAUAGUAUAACGGUGGGCUUAAACUCCAGCAAAUUUUGCAAAAUUAAAGGGACACUAUCGUCACCAAAACAACUUUAGUUUAAUGAUGCGGUUUUGUGUAUAGAUUAUGCCUCUGAUGUCUCACUGCUCAAUUAUUUGUCAUUUAGGACUUAAAUCACCUUUGUUUCUGUUUAUGCAGUCCUAGCCACACCUCCCCUGGCUGUGUCUGACAGUCUGCAUGAAAACAGAAUUGUUUAACUUUCAAUCAGAUGUAACUUUUUCUGUAAAUAGAACUUUAAUUACAUAGAGCAGGCUCCUGCAGGGUCUAGUAAGCUAUCAACAGAGCAAGAAAUUCUUACUUAAAAGUUCCACUAUAGGCACCCAGACAACUGCAGCUUAUGGAGUACCAGGUCCCCCUAGUUUUAACCCUGCAGCUGAAAAGGUUUACAUUGCAGAGUUAACCCAGCCUCUAGUGGCAUGCUCAUUCGGCUCCACUCGGGAGCUGACAUCAACUGGGGGAGGAGAGGUCACCAGCGCCGAGGUAGUCCAGCGCUGGAUUAAGGUAAGUGGCUGAAGGGGUUUUAACCCCUUCAGCACAGCGGGAGGGGGGACCCGAGGGAAGGAGGGACCUAUUACCCUAUAGUGCAAGAAAAACGGGUUUGUUUUCCUGGCACUACAGGAUCCCUUUAAAGGACCACUCUAGGCACCCAGACCACUUCAGCUUAAUGAAGUGGUCUGGGUGCCAGGUCCCUCUAGGAUUAACCCCUUUUUUUAUAAACAGAGCAGUUUCAGAGAAACUGCUAUGUUUAUAAAUGGGUUAAUCCAGCCUCCAAAUCCUCUAGUGGCUGUCUCAUUGACAGCCGCUAGAGGCGCUUGCGUGCUUCUCACUGUGAAAAUCACAGUGAGAACAUGCAAGCGUCCAUAGAAAAGCAUUGUAAAUGCUUUCCAAUGAGACCAGCUGAAUGUGCGCACAGCUCUUGCCGCGCAUGCGCAUUCAGCGGAAGAGAUGGAGAGGAGGCGGAGAGGAGGAGGAGAGCUCCACGCCCGGCGCUGGAAUAAAGGUAAGUUUAACCCCUUUCCUUUCCAUCCAGCCUGGCGGGAGGGGGACCCUGAGGGUGGGGGCACCAUCAGGGCACUAUAGUGCCAGGAAAACGUGUAUGUUUUCCUGGCACUAUAGUGGUCCUUUAAAGAAAAUUUGCAAAAAAGGAAGUGUAGACAUUAGAUAACUCUUUACAGGAAGUGUUUGGAAUGACUGUGUAAGUCACAUGCAGGGAGGUGUGACUAGGGCUGCAUAAAAAAAGUGAUUUAACUCCUUAAUGGCAGAGAAUUGAGCAGUGAGACUGCAGGGACAUGAUAUAUACACUAAAACCGAUCUAUACACUAAUACUGCUUCAUUAAGCUAAAGUUGUUUUGGUGACUGUGUCCUGUUAAACUGUGUGCAAUACUCUACAAUGUAAGCUGCCUAGUGCGUAAAUGGUCACUUUAAACAUUUAAGUAUUAGGUCUGAUGUUUUUUAAGUAUUUCACUAAAAUAUCAGAUUCUUAUGUAUUUUGUAUCUCAAACCAUGUAUAGUUUGAGAUUGAGAUUUGAACUGUCUAUAUAUUCCUAUGUAUCGGCAGCCAGACAGUGGUUUCUUCUGUGAAGAGAACUCCAGUGAUGAUGAUGCAAUACCUAGAGAGGAAUUUCGUGGGAUAGUAGUAAAACAAGGGUGUAUGCGGAAACAGGUCGGUAUCUAAAAACAAUACUAAAAAUGUGAACAUAACAUCAAUAUAUUUCAUUAAUUGCAUUCAUUGUUUUAUUAAGCCAUUUAAGAACUCAAAUGUAAAAACGAUAGAUUCUUUUUUUUUUAAAUAAAAUCGAUUUGUUUUGAAAGAAGGAAUAACUUGAUGUUUUUAUAAUACAAACUGCAAUCCCUGGAUUGCAUGCUGAAAUAAUAUUGCUAUAUAUUCUUAAAAAAAUAUAAAAUAUAUAUAAGCUUUUUACAGAAGUAAUAAUAAACAGUUUUGUUCAGCACAAUUUCUCCAGUAAACGAUAAAAACAUCUAAAUUAGAUGUGGUAUUGGAUGGUGGGUGUACUUUAAAUUAACUAAUUCAAAAGAGCAACCACAUCAAAAAUAUCAUAUUGUACUCAACAUCUUACUUUGUGCACCCAUUAUCUGUCUUAUCUACACAGUUAUUGCAAAUUUAUUUCAUUUUUGUUAAUUGCAUACACAUAUAAAUAACAAUUAAUACAUAGAACAUCCUAUUUUUCAAACCACAAACAUAUAUUUAAAAUACAAAGCAUUGUCUUGUCCUUUCUCUCUUCCUCUUCCUAUUUUUUUCUUCUUAGAAAGUUGCUUCCAGGUUGAUCUGUCGGGAACCUUUUCUCUUGUGUUGUCAAACAGAAUAGCAUUUUUAUCAUGUCAUAAACCAGACAAUUACCAGUUUGGAUACAACUCUUCUGACUAAGCCAAAACAAGGCACCACAACAUAAAGGCACCAUAGUAUAAAGGGACCACAGAAAAUAUAAAGGCACCAAACACACUGUAACGGACCAUUUUGCACACAAGAGGUUAAAAACCGCUUAGGCGAUAUUCCCCUUUCAGAUGCACAGGCAGCUACUGCAAACACCAAUCUCCCGAAUUGCAACUACAUGAAUACUCAAACUCCCGAACAGGAAACACACAAAUUCACCAACUCCCGAACUGGAAACACAUGAAUGCUGGAAACAGCCGAACAGGGAAAAUCAUGCAAACAGCUUACACUCCUAGCAAUCGGUCAGAAGCAGCAUACAAUCCAUUUCCCCCAAUAACGAGACGACACUUCGUUUUGAGGGUCAAGCAGAAUCUCAUUUACUGGGGCUACCUGCCCGGCUUUUAUGCAGGUCUCCCACCUGGUGGACACUCCCCUAGGGGACCAGAUGGAAGACUGGGAAACAUAUUGGACAUUGACCAAUCACAAGCUUACAAUCCCACAAUGCAUCACAAUCCCUCCUCUCUGUCCUGGAGAUAAUUGGGAAGUAAUCCAAUUAUCUCCAAGGACAGAGGCAAAACUCCAUUAACCACAUGGCAGACAAAGGACAAUAAAAGACAUAGAAUUACAUACUGUUACAUUUAUCACAUAGAACAUACACAUUCUACCUAUCCCCAGAUAGCUUAGAUCUGAGCACACAUUAUAACUGGAUGGCGCUCAGAUCACAUACAUACAGUUCAAUCGCCAUGGAUCCAAAGUCUUUCAUACAGUCUUUCAGUAUACGGCUGGGCUCCAUGGCAUAGCUAUCUGGGGUAGCAUGGUUUAAACAGUAAAGUACCGAAUGGACCGGUGUUCGGAUAAUUGACUGCAGGUAGGAGAAGGGAGGUCGGCGGCUCAGCGGUGUUCGUGACUUUAACAGUCCGCAGAAAGGCAGAAAGGCAUGAACCAGCCUAUCUGCAGGGAAAAAAAACAGUGUUAAACAUGGGGCCAUAGUCUAAAGGGAGCAGGCGAGCAACCAGGCUCCUCCAGUGGCCAGUGGCGAGGUUGGUUACGCAACGCACAUAAAAUAGCAAAACCCCAAAGAGUAUUGAAGAGGAAAACAAAAUAUAUGUCCAUAAAUAAGGGCCGUAGGACAGGAAAAAGACUGAGGAUCUUAGGAAUGGAGCCUCCUUUUCAAGUAUAUAGUGUUUUUCCUGUCCUAUCAGCUGUAUGUAGAGGAGCUAACCCACUUGUAUAGGCUGCCAUGAUUAGCAAGGAAAAAAACCCGAUAUAUUUUAGUAAAUAUCUGUGCAUUUUUGUUUUUUAUAACAAGCCAAAGCCGAAUUUAUAAGAGCACUGAGAACAGACAAAAACAUGUCAGCGUAUUCUUCCUGCUCUGGUCUCCUACACAUUUUAGCUCAUGUGUAACAUAAGAGAAGCACCGUAUACUAUUUCUAUAUAUAAUAAUAAUGAGCCUACUCACAAGGGCAGUCCAUAACUAAAAAAACAAAAAGAAGCAUGCUCCCCUUUUAGACUCUUUAUUGUGGUAGCCAAGAGGUAGAUCCCGAUUUGUUAUAGAACUUCCACUGUCGCGAUGCUUUAUUAAGGGAAUUUAUUUAUUUAAUUUUUUUUGGUCAUACCUUAUUUUUUUACACUUACAAUAAGUUUACACAGCUUCAUAUUUUCAUAUAUAUAUUUCCCUUCUGUAGUUGUGCAUAAAUGUUGCUAAUUAGAAUAUUGUAAAAUAUAUAUUUUUUAAUUAAAUUCCAUUAAGUCACCAAAGCUUGGAAGAAAAAACACUGAAGUUACAAAAAGAGUAACUCUUUAAUUUGACACUUUGGGAUUUUUGAGGGGACGGAUGUGAAAAAAACUCAGUUGCAUAAACGCUUCAUCAACAACGUUUAAAAUGAGAAAUCUGUAGUGUGGCUUUUUUGUUUGUUUAAUUAAUUUUAACAGUUAAUUGAUAUGUACUUUGAGUCCACCAUAUUAUAAAUAACUGUCAGGUUAAGAGGAGUACGCACUCAGGGAAAGUGAAACUGGGUUAUGAUGCCUUAGACCACGAUUAGUUUUGUAGUCCAAAACAUAAAUGAUUCUAGAUUGGCAUUCAAUACAGCAGUCUUGAGUGAUAUAUACAGGGUGUCAAAAGUCGGGAAGAAAUCUUGAAUGUUUAAACACUUAGGCAUUAAAUCACAUUUGUUUCUAUCUAUGCAGCCCUAGUCACACCUCCCUUAAACAAUAUGGUUUUCAUUUUUAUUCAGAUUUAACUUUCUUUAAAAUGUUUUAUCUCUUGCUCUGUAAAUUGAACUUUAAUCACAAACUGGAGGCUCUGCAAGGGCUAGCAAGCUAUUAACAGAGCAGAAGAUGAGAAAUUCUAAAUUAAACAGAAUUUCCAAUAAAGGAAGUGUAAACAUUAGACGACUCUUUACAGGAAAUGUUUAGGAAGGCUGUGUAAGUCAUAUGCAGGGAGGUGUGACCAGGGCUGCAUAAAAAAAGUAAUUAAACUCCUUAAUGGCAGAGAAUUGAGCAGUGAAACUGCAGGGGCAUGAUCUAUACACCAAAACUGCAUCAUUAAGCUAAAGUUGUUUUGGUGACUAUAGUGUACCUUUAACAUAAAUAAAUUCAAUUUGGUAGCUUUCAAGAUGGCAGAGUGAUGAGUUAACAUGACAGUUGUUUAAUAAUAAAGCACUUACUGCACAUUUUAUUUCUGCACACUAAUUAUGUCUAAUAUAUUCCUCUACGCUUUAAACAAAUGUUUAAACAAACAAACUGUGUGUAUAUCAAUGUCUUUGUCUACAGGGACACAGAAGGAAAAACUGGAAAGUACGUAAAUUUGUUUUGAGAGAAGAUCCUGCAUAUUUGCAUUAUUAUGACCCGGCUUCGGUGAGCAGACUUUAUAAAUAUAGUUGUGUUUGCUAAGACCUGCUGAUAAUACAAAACACCCUAAGGGAAUAUCACAUUUUUUUUUUAAGUUUAUCUAAGUAGAUGAUCAUUAAGUAAAUGUUAAGUCUAAAAUACUCUGGUGUGUCUUGUUAGUAAAUACUGUACAUUAGAAUUGUCAAAAUUUUGAUUUUCCAAAACAACAAUAAAUAUUAGACUUGUGCACAGUGAGAAAAAAUUGGUUCAUCCGAAAGCUUUCGUCUGUAAAAACAUUUUCAAGCAAAUCAUGUUUUAUCCCUCUGGUGUUUCCAUUUGGACUCAUUUUAUCUAUGCAAUCAUUUCGGGAAAAACUAUUUGGAAGAACGAAAAUGGGUAUGUUGGUAUACUGUAAAAUAUACGCAUAACGUAAUUAUUAAAUAUAUAUUUUACAGUGCACAGAUAGGUGCAUUUUUGAGAAGUCACAAAUAGAAAAAAAAUGAGGAGUCGUAAAAAAAAUCUUUGUUUAUAUAUUAUAUAUUUAUUAUAUUUAUAGUAUAUAUAUAUAUAUAUAUUUUAAUGUAUUUUUUUCACUGCUCCUCCAUUUCUUUCCUGUAUUGGUCACUUUUCACUUGAUCUGUGAAUAAAAUCACCAUUUAGCCAUCAAUCAUCUCUUUAUCUAUCAAUCAUCGUUUUUUUCAUCUAUCAUAAUUUUUCCCAUGAAUUAGCAUUUAAUUUUUUUAUGCCAUGGACAGAACUCCGAAUCACGAAACAAACAAAACAGUUUGUUCAUUCCUCCUUUCAUUUGUGGCAUAAUUCAGUGAUAUGGUCAAUUCAGAAUGAUGGAAUUCGGAUGUCUCACGGAUUGCCCAAAAUUUGGAUGAAUCAUGAUUCGUAUGGAACAGAAUGCAAAAGUCUAUUAAAUAUACAAUAACAAUUAUGAGUAACCUAUUCACUUGAGAAUCUUUGUAAAUUUGUAACUGUUAAUUUUAUCUACAUUUUGCAGCAUCUGUUAUGAUAAUUUUUUCUCUAUCUCUCUCUAUAUCAGGUUAAUUGCCAUACAUUGUGGUUACAUUUGAAAAAUCAGUCUGUGGUCAUAUAAAUGAUGAGGCUAUGUUUAAUUUGGUAACUUUAUUUCACCCUUGAGGUCUUGUGUGAUAUAAUCUACAGUUUCAUUUAAAAGUUAGAAUACAUUGUAGUCACAGCAAAGCACUUUAGAUGUUCCUUUGAGACCAAAUCACAUUUUAAAAUGUACCGUCGCAGUAUGAUGUUUAGAUUUAGAAAAUAAUACAAUAUUUAAAAUAUAUAAAGCAAUGUAUAGUGAGACAUGCCAAUAACUUCUCCUGUUUAUAGGGGGAUGAUGAUCCUUGUGGAGCUAUUCACUUACGAGGCUGUGUAGUGACUGCUGUAGAGGAUAUGAUGGAUGGUAAGUUUACCAAAGCAUAGAUCACAGGAUUGUUUUCUAAAAUACCACCAAGGAUUAGACCCACCUCCCAUGGGAGAAGAUCAAUAUGCUGGGCUGGGGCAUUAGGAGAAAGAGCGGGAUGUAAUAAGGCAGACACAACAUCUAAGAGUCUUAGUUUUGAUUUUUAGGCAAGGUGUCCAGAGCCGUAAUGUGUUCUCCACUAUUCAAAUUUAGCCCUUUAUUUGAAUUAGACAGCCAUCCCCUAAUCAUCCAGACAACUAGCCAGCUGUUUGGCCACAUUGCUGAGACUUUAAAAGAAAAAUAGAAUGGGGAGCGAGAUUAAAACAAGCUGUGAUAUGCAUUAUAUUCCACAAUUGCAUGUCGUUCAAUAGAGGACUAUAUUACAUUACCAUAUUUUCCGCUGAUCCAAGAUUCAGUUGACCCAGCCUGGUCUACUUCUAUACUCACUGAUAUUUACAUGUCACAUAAUUUGUAGACAAAGUCUUUGAACUCAGCCCUCUCAUCGUUGGUAGAUUUCUUUAUGCUGUCCAAGGCAAUGGGUAUGUAGAGUAAAGAAUAAAAUAAAAGAGGCUGAUUAAAAAGCCAUGUUCAUCGUGUGAUCUAAAUGUCAGCCAUAGUUUUGUAGACUUGCAUAUCUAUUGCCCUUUUCCUAUUUGAGCGGUGGGCUUUUAUAGCUGUUGAACUACCCCUCCUACAUGUUAUACCAAUCUGGGCGCUCUGGCAGGGUUUUGGAAGCUGUACUCUAGAAUCAGUUUGGGAUAACGUCAUUACUUAAAGGGACACAACAAUCACUGAAACAACUUUAGCUUAAUGAAGCUGUUUUGGUGUAUAGAUCAAGCCCCUGUUGUCUCACUGCUCAAUUCUCUGCCUUUUAGAAGUUAAAUCACAUUGUUUAUGAAUCCCUAGUCACACCUCCCUACAUGUGACUUACACAGCCUUCCUAAACACUUCCUGUAAAGAGUGGUCUAAUGUUUACACUUCCUUUAUUGCAAAUUCUGUUUAAUUUAGAAUUUCUUAUCUCCUGUUCUGUUAAUAGCUUGCUAGACAUUGCAGAAGCCUCCUGUAUGUAAUUAAAUUCAAAGGUCAAUUUACAACCUUCUAAAUUAAGUUAACAUCUGAUUGAAAAUCAAAACCAUUUCUUAAUGCGGGCUGUGUGAGUCACAGCCAGGGGAGGCGUGGCUAGGGCUGCAUAAACAGAAACAAAGUGAUUUAACUCCUAAAUGGCAGCAAAUUCAGUAGUGAGACUCCAGCUAAGGUUAUACUGGUGACUAUAGAAUCCCUUUAACAAUAAUCUGAGAACUGCAGUGAAAAUAGACAAACUCUAACAUAAAGUAUCUUUAACUUCAUUUUUAUAUGUUCUUGAAAUCAGGAAAAAAGCAGGACACAGACAAGAAUUAUUUUGAAAUCAUCACAGCCUCCGAGGUGCAUUAUUUUCUGCAAGCAGCUUCAUCUGAAGAGCGUAAAGAGUGGAUUAAAGCUAUUCAAACUGUGUCCAAAAUAGGAAAGUGAUUAUUAAAUGCAAAGCAUUAGAUACAUUGUUGUUAUUGUUAAUUGGAGAUAAAAACACAGCACACAUAUAUAUAUUUUUUAAUGUUUGUUAUUACACAAGAUGCCCAUUUUUAAAUAUGUUUCAAUAGCUAUCAUGCGCAGUGCACACAUACUGCAGGGGUCUAUGUAUAAAGUGAAUAUUUUUACAGUGCAGUCCUCAUAUGCCUGCUCCUACCCAAAAUCCCUAGCAGCUGUACAAGCACUGCAAACGGAGAAAAUCUAGAAUCAGUUUGGGAUAACGUCAUUACUUAAAGGGACACAACAAUCACUGAAACAACUUUAGCUUAAUGAAAUCCAUUAGGUCUCCGGACUUGCCUGACCCUCUCUGUAUAAUUUAACACAUUUGCCAUAUGGAUAUUAUUUUACACAAAUAAAUGUAAAUAGUAAAACUAAUUUAAUUUAAUCAAUAAAAGUGUUAGUUUUCCUUUAACCCCUUAAGGACACAUGACAUGUGACAUGUCAUGAUUCCCUUUUACUCCUGAAGUUUGGUCCUUAAGGGGUUAAAGUGAUAAAGUAUGUAUGUUGCAUUGUAUUCCACACACAAUGAAACCUCUACUAUGUAAUUUGCUUAAAAAUGCAGGAAAAAAAGAUUCUAAAAAAUGUUGCACUGUGUAAGGGUUUUUUUUUGUUACAGUACAUGAUCCAAGUUCGCGCACUGUAUGUAUCAUCACACUACUAUACACAGAGAGACUGUAACAGUGUGUGCAACUUACCUUUCAUACUGCUAUUCAUAGCUGAUGGGUGUCUAUUACAUUUUUCCCAAUAAAUUGAUUACGUUUCUGCACGUGUUGUUCAGGACUUGUCUCUUGUGUAUCUCUGUGGGCCUAGCGUUACUGCACAUUAUUUGAUCUGAACAAAGUUUCUCAGUAUCAAAGGGAAUUUUUUUUGUUUUACAUUUCCAUUUCAGGAAUUUGUUUUAACAACUAAUGGAAAAUUAAACAUUUUUGUUUCAGAAACCGACAUUUAUUGAAAAAAAGCUAUUUCAUCUUCAGUAAUAGGUCACCGCUCUGAAUAACAGCCUGCUGUGUUGUCGUUUUCUGUCUCAAACAAUUUAAGAUAUAAAUACACCAAGUCGAUGUUUUGUUGUCUGUUUUGCAAAUGUUCUUUACAUUUGUGGGAGAAUUAAAUAUAACUAUGUGAUAUCUGCUGCAUUGUCAGCGAAACACCCAAAACCACCAUGUAUUAUAAGAAAAAAACACAAAAAUAUUUUUCACAUCCUUCAUUAUUAAGCUCACUUCAGUAAGAUUUAUUUGAAAUGUUAAAUGCAAACGAAAAGCCACAAAAUAGAAACCUGAUGUACAGAUCACUCUUCAAAGAUACCUAAAAUAUAAAAUUGUGCAGAUUUUAAUGUAUGAAUAAUUGGAUAAUUCUCUGCACAAAUAUCAAGAUUUAAAGAAAUAGAAAACAGCAACACACCCUACUUCAAUUGAUAUAGAUGCUAAGUAAUAAGUGUACAAAUAAAUGCAAGUUUUGUAACAUAUAGAAAGUAAAAGACAAAAAGGCAGUAAAAAUGGUGGAAUACCGUGUUUAUAAAUCUUUGCUAAUAGUUUCCUGGCACAGCUGGAUUUCAGAUUCUCGAAAUACCAGCAGAAAGCAAAUGUUGUAACUGCAUGUGGCUAUCAUGCAAACAUAUUAAAUGGACACUCUAAGGACUAUAACAACUACAGUUCAUGUUCUAGAAUGGUUUGACUACUUACAAUAGGAGAGAGCAGUGAGACUCCCAGGGCUCCGAGUAUCCCUUUAAAUAUAGAUGUCUGAACAAAACCAGAUAUCCAUAUUCAAAGGAUGUUGCAGGCUGCUACUGCAUAUGCCUCAAUGUAUGCUCAAGAACCCCAAAUCACCCCCACCCCAUGCCAUUAUGAUCCACGAAGGCUUCUAAACCCUGCUGUACAGUGCAGGAGUAGAAUGGAAUCUAUGUAAUUUAAAGUCCCUCAAUCGGGUGAGGACCUUAGCUGGUUCAGAGGUGGAGAUAUGUGGCGUGAAAAUAUUUAGAAUUUUAAAUACUGUUACUGAAUGGGUUAAAAAAAAAGUUGUUGAGUCAAAUUUUUUUCUGACUUCAGCGUUUCCUAAUUUAACAAGUAUUGUUAACUGAAAAAGUGAAAUGUCUUACUCAAGCACAGAUAACGGUGUUCUUUGCAUCUCUUCCUUAUUGUGAGGAAUCAACGAAUGACAUAUGUUUCCUGUCAAUUCAUAUCAUAUGUGCUCACUGACAAUUUUGGAUAUUUCAGUUUAUCAAAAAAAAAACACAAGCACUUAAUUUAGCUUAUAAAUUCCAAUGUAUUAUCCAGUCUCAUGUAGAUCUGUUGCAUGUGUCGUGUAGAACAAAGUGAAGGGGUAAAGUCAUAUAAUGCAGCUUAAUAAUAAUUAAAUGGUAAAAAUGUAAUCUUAAUUUGUUACAUGCGCUUGGUAGUAAUUGCCAAAAGAAGAAAAAGAAAAGAGUUAACCUUUUUAGUAAUACUUUUGUGGAGUUAUUUUAUAUUAUGAAAUGUGUAUGUUCAUAGUUGCUG
This is a messenger RNA of Pelobates cultripes (western spadefoot toad), 32434 nucleotides long. The record is from the annotation of a GenBank genome assembly. Lineage: Eukaryota; Metazoa; Chordata; Amphibia; Anura; Pelobatidae.